CGGGCCGGGGGUGGGGGGGGGCGCGGAGCCGGGCUCCGGGCCGGCCGGGCUCCGCGCCUGUCAAACCCCUCAUUGUUCGCAGCUGAUGUCACUCGCAGUUGUGAGCGGCCGCCUCUCCCGGGGACAAUGUGGGACUGAGCGGCCCAGCCGCCGCGCCGCCGCCGCCGCAGGACAGCCCCAGCGAGAGCCGGCCGGGCCCCAGCGUGGACGCAUUCCCAGGCGGCCUCGGCCCCAGCCCCGCCUGACAGGAUGAGCGGCUCAGAUGCGGGGCUGGAGGAGGAGCCAGAGCUCAGCAUCACCCUCACGCUGCGGAUGCUGAUGCAUGGGAAGGAGGUGGGCAGCAUAAUUGGGAAGAAAGGAGAGACAGUGAAGCGAAUCCGGGAACAGAGCAGUGCCCGGAUCACCAUCUCUGAGGGCUCCUGCCCUGAGCGCAUCACCACCAUCACUGGGUCUACAGCAGCUGUCUUCCAUGCAGUCUCCAUGAUUGCCUUCAAGCUGGAUGAGGACCUCUGUGCUGCUCCUGCAAACGGGGGGAGUGUCUCCAGGCCUCCAGUGACCCUGCGCCUUGUCAUUCCUGCAAGCCAGUGUGGCUCGCUGAUUGGGAAGGCUGGCACCAAGAUUAAGGAGAUCCGAGAGACUACAGGUGCCCAGGUGCAAGUGGCAGGGGACCUGCUCCCCAACUCCACAGAGCGUGCUGUCACUGUGUCUGGGGUGCCUGAUGCCAUCAUCCUGUGUGUGCGCCAGAUCUGUGCUGUCAUCCUGGAGUCCCCACCCAAAGGAGCCACUAUCCCAUAUCAUCCAAGCCUCUCCUUAGGUACUGUCCUUCUCUCCACCAACCAGGGCUUCUCCGUCCAGGGCCAGUAUGGGGCUGUGACCCCAGCUGAGGUCACCAAGCUCCAGCAGCUCUCGGGCCACGCAGUCCCCUUCGCCUCACCCAGCAUGGUGCCAGCAGGACUGGAUCCUGGCUCACAGACCAGCUCGCAGGAGUUCUUGGUUCCCAAUGACCUGAUUGGCUGCGUGAUCGGGCGCCAGGGCAGCAAGAUCAGUGAGAUCCGGCAGAUGUCAGGGGCACAUAUCAAGAUUGGGAAUCAAGCAGAGGGUGCUGGUGAGCGGCACGUGACCAUCACUGGUUCCCCGGUCUCCAUCGCCCUGGCCCAGUACCUCAUCACUGCCUGUCUAGAAACGGCCAAGUCUACCUCUGGGGGGACACCCGGCUCAGCCCCCACAGACCUGCCUGCCCCCUUCUCGCCACCCCUGACGGCCCUGCCCACCGCUCCCCCAGGCCUGCUGGGCACGCCCUACGCCAUCUCCCUCUCCAACUUCAUCGGCCUCAAGCCUGUACCCUUCUUGGCUCUACCACCUGCCUCCCCAGGGCCGCCGCCGGGCUUGGCGGCCUACACUGCCAAGAUGGCAGCGGCCAAUGGGAGCAAGAAAGCUGAGCGGCAGAAAUUCUCCCCCUACUGAGGCCGGCUGAGGCAAAGGCACGGGGGCGGGCCGGACCGCCGGCAGGGGGCUGCCUCUGCUACCUGCCCAAGGAGACUCCACUCCGGGGGGGUCCCAAAAGCCGCUAAUGCCCAGUCGCAUGGAUGCACCCCCCCGCCCUGCCCCGGUCUGUGGGAGUUCCUGCUCUCGGAGUGGGGGCGGUUUCUGGCCCAGGGUUCUGGGAGCUGCGGCAGCCCCAGGGUAGGGGGCUUGACCCCCUCUAGCUCUGUGCUUGGAUGCAGGGAGCAUCCUAAGUGUCCCCACUUUGGGGGGGGGGUCACUCAUGCACUCCCCAUCCCUCAGGGCUUCCCUGCCUACUGUCCCCCUGUGGGGAUCAGGGAGGAGGCCUAGGGGUGGCUGGGGGCCAUGCUUCUCUCCCCACCUCCCUGCAGAUUCCUGCUGCUUCCACUGAUACCCUUUUGACUGGAAUGGACUAGCUGGGCUUGGCAGAGGGCAACCCGAAGAGGGGGCACUGCCGGGCAGCUGGGGGAGUGGCAUGGGGGCAGGGGCCGAGUUCUCAGCAGCAGACACUCUGUACAGUUUUUUCAAUUCCUGUUUUUGAAUAAAUAUUCUCAGAGACCAG
Hippopotamus amphibius kiboko is the source of this 2065-nucleotide messenger RNA. It is a transcript of the gene PCBP4, whose product is annotated as poly(rC) binding protein 4. The coding region runs from base 250 to 1464 and encodes 404 amino acids. The transcript is spliced from 13 exons. Gene Ontology annotation, biological process: negative regulation of mRNA splicing, via spliceosome. Gene Ontology annotation, cellular component: nucleus; cytoplasm. NCBI's taxonomy places the organism in Eukaryota, Metazoa, Chordata, Mammalia, Artiodactyla, Hippopotamidae. Gene Ontology annotation, molecular function: mRNA binding. The record is from RefSeq and is a predicted model, not a curated record.